This is a messenger RNA of Paramacrobiotus metropolitanus, 2857 nucleotides long. RefSeq lists its product as uncharacterized. Gene Ontology annotation, biological process: protein phosphorylation; cell surface receptor protein tyrosine kinase signaling pathway; carbohydrate metabolic process. The record is from RefSeq and is a predicted model, not a curated record. The coding region runs from base 104 to 2695 and encodes 863 amino acids. Gene Ontology annotation, molecular function: hydrolase activity, hydrolyzing O-glycosyl compounds; transmembrane receptor protein tyrosine kinase activity; ATP binding. Lineage: Eukaryota; Metazoa; Tardigrada; Eutardigrada; Parachela; Macrobiotidae. The transcript is spliced from 9 exons. Gene Ontology annotation, cellular component: signaling receptor complex.
GCAGAAAAUCUCCAACAACGUAGUAAAGAGUUAUUUUUACCAAUUUGAAAAUUCCCUAUGCCAUCAUGUAGUGAUAUGGCAGUAAUUCGUAAUUAACAAAACCAUGGCGUUUUUCGUUUGCGGAUUAUUAAUAUUAACAGUUGUCGUUCACAGCUUCAACAUCAGCAAUGGAUUUCGUUUGCUGGAUGAAUACUGCGGCAGCACCUUGUCACUAUAUUCCUGUGACAAGAACUAUUCCGUCUCUGUCAACGACAGCCGCCAGCUGUCCUUCUUCAAUGUGUCCGCUUUUCAGCGCUGCGCCGUUACUUUGGAGCUGAAUGCCUGCAGUGAUACACCAACGGCUCUGUAUUUCAAUAUUCAGGAAGCGAAUAUAGCGUCGAGCGCUUCCGUCGAGAUCUGGCAGAUGGACCCCGUGCCGAGCGCCCUCGUCCUUCUGAAACGGAUCCCCGGCGGCCGCAGUUCGGGAAACGUCAGUCCGCGCUCGGUCGACCAGUUCCUGACCAGCAUGACCAGCCGCCCGCGGGUACUGCUGGUGUAUCAAACCGCGGAGUACGAUCGCAAGUACCAAGUUACCUUGACGUGGAGCACUGUCUACAACGACACACCCAGCGACGACGGGCCUGCGCGCGUCUUCUGUCCGGCACUGAAGGGCUACGUCGAUCGGGAUUUAAUGUGCGGUCAGAUGGAGACCGUCGUCUGUCCCAGUCAGUUCGAUGCCAACGUCAACAUACCGAAUGCCGUUAAGGCAAUGGAUUUACGCGAAUGCAACGACAAAGAUGAAACGCAGGUUGUUUUCGAAGAAUGCUUCAACACUUCAACGCUGAACGCUUCCAAAUGGAACAUUGCCGACUACUUGGACGAGAGGGAUUCGGUUAAUGUCACACCGGAAAACGCGCAAAUUAUUAGCGGGCGCUUAGCGCUGUAUAUUCGAAAUAACGAAGGGAAAGUGACGGUCGCGCGACUCAACACCACCGGCAAAUUUCGCUUCCGCUACGGUGACGUGGAAAUUCGCGCCAAACUUCCGCGAGCACCGCAUCUUAUAUCGUGGAGCUCGUUCAGUCUGCUCCGCGCCGAUUGCGACGCGUACUGCGAAGAAAGUAUCGAGAUUCUCAACGCCCGAAGUGACUUCCCCAGGCGCACCGACGCGAGCCUGUUCAUUCCGUCGCCCUGGAAGCCGCUCGCCGAGGCCGUCAGCCACGAUGACGAUAUGAGCGACGAUUUUCACGUGUACGGAUUAUCGUGGACGGAGAAAGCGGUGAUAUGGUACGUAGAUCAGAAAGAGGUCUUCCGUGUGGAGGUCACCGAUACACCGCAUUUUCCACGGUACUUCGCUGAAUUGGCCAUCUACACGAGCGCUGUAAACCAAACCGGCACGAGCGCCACGGAGUUGUCGAUUGAUUACAUUGUGGUCCGACAGCGUAAAAGCGAUGCCAUCGAAUUUCUGCCCGUACUAUCGGCGACGACAGGCGUUCCUCCGUGGGUGUGGACAUCGGCUGCCGGGUGCCUCGGGCUCGUCGGGCUCGUAUUGGUGAUUCUGGGAGCGGUGUGUCUAGUAAAGCGGAGACGCUCGGCCGGAAUUAACCGGCUGCUGUUUUCCACGGCCCUCGUUCCGGGAAAUUUGGAGGUCGUGUAUGAGAAUACGGUGUGCGGUAAAAUGUGGAAACCGAUAACUAACGUUCCGGAGAUUGCCAAAAGCGAUUUGCACUUUGAUAAAGGCAUCCUGGGUUCUGGCGAGUACGGAUUGGUCCGCAAAGCCGUGGCCACGAAAUUGAUCGGGUUUGGUAAAGCGGUCGUCGUGGCGGUAAAAAGCGUAAAAGACGUCAGUGAUCCCCAUCAGUAUCGGCUGCUCACCGAGGAGCUUACGCUGCACGCCAAGAUCGGCCGGCAUCUGAAUAUUGUCAACCUCCUCGGCGCCGUGAUGACCGACGAUUUGCUGCUGGUGCUGGAAUUUUGCCGCUUCGGUUCUUUGUUGUCAUACCUGCGCAACAGCGUUUUCGCUGCGCAACCAAAAUUUCCCUCUACCGCUUACGUGAAUCCUGUGUAUCUGGAAAUGCGUUCGUCCAAAGAAAAAUCACUGGGGAAGAACCAGUUAACCGAUGAGCAGCUAACGGGUUUCGCGUACCAGAUUUGUCGCGGAAUGGAGUACCUCUCGCAGCACUCCAUCAUCCACCGCGACCUCGCCGCCCGCAACGUGUUGGUGGCCGACGAGGGCGUGGUCAAGAUCUGCGACUUCGGAUUGGCCAAACAGAAGGCUGAUUAUUACGCCAUGAGCAACACCACCGUGGCCCUGCCGUUACGCUGGAUGGCACCGGAAUGUCUGCGCACCAAAGUCUUCUCGGAGAAGACCGACGUCUGGGCGUUCGGAGUGACGCUGUGGGAGGUAUUUUCGCUAGGUGCCGCCCCGUUCGCCGACGGUGAAGCAUCGCAAUGGGACGUGCAGGAGUUCGUGGAAGCGUUGUGCCGCGGAUUCCAGCUGAAACAGCCGACAAUCUGUCCCAGCUCCAAGUACGAGAUUAUGCAGCUGUGUUGGAAUUUGGAGCCGGUCCAGAGACCCAGCUUUAAAGCCUUGUGUCUGGAGAUCAGCCCGCUGCUCAAACCGGAGACCAAAUCGACGUACUUGCUGCUGGAUGCGCCCUACACUAAUUACAAUGUCCUGUACCAUAACGAUGGAAUACAAACGUAUAAGGUUUCAUAAUUCUUUAUACCGUUGGCGCUUUAAUUUUUUAUUUCGUUGUUGGCUCAUUCGUUAUAUAAAGAGAGUAUACUUUAGAGACAGAGGUUCAUUAUUAAUUUUUGUGCACAUUAAAUAAUUCAUAUGCUUGUUGCUGCUAUCAAAGAUCACAGUAAAAAUCACCAA